Molecule: messenger RNA, 471 nt
Organism: Pelmatolapia mariae (spotted tilapia)
Lineage: Eukaryota; Metazoa; Chordata; Actinopteri; Cichliformes; Cichlidae
Product: isotocin-neurophysin IT 1-like
Exons: 3
Coding region: 1-471 (156 amino acids)
Cellular component (GO): secretory granule; extracellular region
Molecular function (GO): neurohypophyseal hormone activity
Source: RefSeq, a predicted model, not a curated record
AUGACCGGAGCUGCUGUGUCUGUGGGCCUGCUUUUUCUCCUGUCUGUAUGUUCAGCGUGUUACAUCUCCAACUGCCCUAUCGGAGGAAAGAGGUCCAUAAUGGAUGCACCACUGCGCAAGUGCAUGUCAUGUGGCCCCGGAGACAGGGGCCGCUGCUUCGGGCCAAGUAUCUGCUGCGGGGAAGGUCUUGGUUGUCUGCUCGGCUCCCCCGAAACAGCUCACUGUGUGGAGGAGAACUACCUGCUCACUCCCUGCCAGGCAGGAGGACGACCCUGUGGUUCUGAAGGAGGACGCUGCGCUGCUUCAGGACUCUGCUGUGAUGCAGAGAGCUGCACCACAGAUCAAUCCUGCCUUAUCGAGGAGGAAGGAGAUGAACAAACCAGCCAGUUCGAUGGCAGCGACCCCGGUGACAUCAUCCUCAGGCUCCUGCAUUUGGCUGGCCACAGUUCUCCUCAUCGAGUCCACCAAUGA